AUGGAACGUCUCUUAAUUCUUACAUCAGAUGAUUUACUACAAUUGCAUGCUGUUUCUUAUAAUUCAAAAGAAAAUUUACUUCAAUUUGAUUAUUUACCUGAUAGCUCUCGUUUAUUGAAAUUAAAUGAAGACCAAUUAUGUUUAAAAAUUCGUCAAUCAUCGGAUGGAAAAAUCUAUCAAUCGAUUAAACAAUGUUUACCUAUAAAAAAUCAUCGUGUACAAUGGAAAAUCGAACAAGAAUCUUCUUAUUUAAAAUUAUUAGUCUGUUCGAACAAAUAUCAAAAUAUAUAUGGACAAGAAAUUGAAAUGAAAGAAGAAAUAAAUAAUCGAAAUUUAACACCAAUAAUUAUUGGUAUUAUUGUAAUGACAAGUUUUCUUAUUCUUGUUAUUAUAAUUAUUAUUGGAAUUAUCUAUUGUCGAUCGAGAAAAAAUCGAUUAAAAAAUAAUAUGAAUAAAUUUGGUGCCAACGGUCUUGACAAGGGUGUUAAACCAAUUAUUUCUGAACCUCGUCUUCAAAAUCCUUAUCUAUUGUACAGUAAUUCAAAUUCUCAUUCAUCUCUAUAUGAUUAUGAAUAUCAACAAAGAAAAGUAUCAAGUUCAUUUUCUCAAUCAUGUACGUUUCUAAUCAUAGUUUUUUU
Rotaria sp. Silwood1 is the source of this 638-nucleotide messenger RNA. NCBI's taxonomy places the organism in Eukaryota, Metazoa, Rotifera, Eurotatoria, Philodinida, Philodinidae. The record is from the annotation of a GenBank genome assembly.